Molecule: messenger RNA, 6986 nt
Organism: Gadus macrocephalus (Pacific cod)
Lineage: Eukaryota; Metazoa; Chordata; Actinopteri; Gadiformes; Gadidae
Gene: insra
Product: insulin receptor a
Exons: 21
Coding region: 1117-5241 (1374 amino acids)
Biological process (GO): cell surface receptor protein tyrosine kinase signaling pathway; protein autophosphorylation; positive regulation of phosphatidylinositol 3-kinase/protein kinase B signal transduction
Cellular component (GO): axon; insulin receptor complex; membrane
Molecular function (GO): phosphatidylinositol 3-kinase binding; ATP binding; insulin receptor substrate binding
Source: RefSeq, a predicted model, not a curated record
CGCCCCAUCUGGCUCGCUGGAAGGUUUUGUUUACUGGCGAAGAGGCAGGGAAGAAGGGGAUCCUAGGGGACCCGAGACCGUUCAAUCUACCUCUUUUUGGGUGAAAAAGUAUCAUUUACGCUUGGUUUUAUAUAUUUUUCUCCUCCACGCCGAUGACUGGCAUCAAGGGUUUCACCGGGUGCGGAGACACUGGCGCACAGUGCUAUUCCUGCACAAAAAUGCAAGCGGACUAUCGAGCAAGCCACCGCGAGGUCUGACAGCGUUGAGUCGAAGUCUUAUUGAAAUCUCUGCAUUGGUUGAAGAGUUUUGUUUGGAUUUAUUUCCCGACCGCAAUCCGUGGUCGCAAUUUAAAGGCAGGAAGACGAUUGGAGCUACUUUCCGUCGGUCGGAGGUGGGAUUUUAUACAGAUAAAAAUACGUGGAUUAAGCGCAUUGACUCGUGUUUAGUGCACUACGCCACGCGUGUCGCAAAGCAACGUUCUCGUCGGAGUGAGAAGCGUUUUAUCAACGAUUAUUUCGUUAAAUGUUGUAAUGCAGAUGGAUACGCAUUUACAAAGAAGGUAUACAAUACUAUUGUAUGCAAUAAAAUAACAGAGUUUCAGACCAGCACCAACUUUAGUUGUGGCCUGGACAGUUGGGGAACUAGCAGUUGUUUGCUAGCGCUAGCUCAGCAUUGGCCAACACUGUCUGUUGUGUUACUACUAUCUACUGUUGUGUUGCUAUCGGCCUGUCACGUGUGUGUUCGUCGCCACACAUCGUUUGUACUGCUAGCUUACACUGGAAGACGGCACGUUUUUUAUUCGGAACCAAACACCCGACCCUGGAGUCAUGCCGUACCUAUGGGUUAUCCAUCGGAGUCCGCACCAGCGCCAGCCAUGAAGCUGCUAACGUUAGCCGAUGGACUGAACACGUUGGACUGUCCCUCCGCCCAUUUCCCGGGAUGUCUGUUUUUAUUUGUGUUUGCCUGAUUGCUAGUGCCGCGUAAUCAAACCAAUUUCCGCAAGCGGCUCUUUUUUUUUUUUUUUUUGGUUGUUGUUGCUGGUUUGGGGUUUUGUUCCCGAGGACUGUUUUAAAUUUGAUUUAGACGGCGUUGGGUGUUGACUUCACCUGAGUCAACAUGCCGCUGCGGACUUUCUUUGUGGUUUUUGUGGCCACAGUCUGCGUUUUAUGGAACAAUCAUCACACGAAUGGAGAGAUUUGCCCAAGCAAGGACAUCAGGAACAACGUGACCAACCUGAACUUGCUGGAGAACUGCACGGUCAUCGAGGGCCACCUGAAGAUCCUGCUCAUGUUCAAGACCAAGCCCGAGGACUUCCGCGGCCUCAGCUUCCCCCGGCUGCGCGUGGUGACGGAGUACCUGCUGCUGUUCCGCGUGUACGGCAUGGAGAGCCUCACCGACCUCUUCCCCAACCUGACGGUGAUCCGCGGCAACAGCCUGUUCUUCAACUACGCCCUGGUGCUGUUCGAAAUGCUGCAGCUGCGGGAGAUCGGCCUGCACAGCCUCAUGAACAUCACGCGGGGCGCGGUACGCAUCGAGAAGAACCCCGACCUCUGCUAUCUGUCCACGCUGGACUGGUCGAAGGUGCUGGACACGGUGGAGGACAACUACAUCGUGGCCAACAAGAACGACCGCGAGUGCGGGGACGUGUGCCCCGGAGCAGCCAAGGGGAAGACCACCUGCCAGAUGACCACCAUCAACGGGCACUUUAGCGAGCGCUGCUGGACACAGAAGCACUGCCAAAGAAUGUGCCCGGUCCACUGUAAGCACCGUGCCUGCGCCCGCAACGACCAGUGCUGCCACGAGCAGUGCCUGGGGGGCUGUGUGCGGGGCGACUCGGCCAGCCACUGCGUGGCCUGCCGCCACCUCCAGCACGGGGACACCUGCGUGAAGCACUGCCCCGUCGACCACUACACCUUCAAGGGCUGGCGCUGCGUCUCGCAGGCCUUCUGCCAGGAGCUCCACAGCCGCUGCAGGGAGCAGCGCAAGAGCACGAGCCCCGACUGCCACGAGUACGUGCUCCACAACGGGGCCUGCAUCCCCGAGUGUCCCUCUGGCUACACCACCGUCAACGCUUCCUCGCUGCACUGUAUCCCGUGUGCGGGGCUCUGUCCUAAGGUGUGCAUGGGUUUGAAGACGGUGGAGUCGGUGACGGCGGCGCAGGCCCUGAGAGGCUGCACGGUGCUCAACGGGAGCCUGGUCAUCAACCUGCGUGGUGGGAACAACAUAGCGGCCGAGCUGGAGGCUAACCUGGGCCAGCUGGAGGAGAUCACGGGCUAUCUGACGGUGCGGCGCUCCUACGCUCUGGUCUCGCUGUCCUUCUUCCGCAAGCUCCGCGUCAUCCACGGGGAGGAGCAGGAAGUCGGGAACUACUCCUUCUACGCCCUGGACAACCAGAACCUCAGGCAGCUGUGGGACUGGUCCAAGCACAAGCUGACCAUCCGCCACGGCCGCAUGUUCUUCCACUAUAACUCCAAGCUGUGCAUGGCGGAGAUACGCAAGAUGGAGGAAGUCACAGGCACCAAGAACCGGCAGGUCAAGAACGACAUCGCCUCCAAGAACAACGGAGACCAAGCCUCAUGUGAGAACCAGGUGUUGAAGUUCACGCAGAUCCGGACUCUGAGCGAUAAGAUCAUCAUCAAGUGGGAGCCCUUCUGGCCCCCAGACUUCCGAGAUCUGCUGGGCUUCAUGGUGCUCUACAAGGAAGCGCCCUUCACGAACGUGACGGAGUUCGACGGGCAGGACGCGUGCGGCUCCAACAGCUGGGUGAUCGCCGACGUGGACCCCCCUCCGAGGGACAAGGAGAACGAGCCGGGCCACCUCAUCAUGCCGCUGAAGCCCUGGACGCAGUACGCCAUCAUGGUGAAGACCCAGCUGUCGGCCUACGACGAUCACCAGGCCCAGGGCGCCAAGAGCCAGAUCAUCUACGUGCGCACCAACGCCACCAAGCCCUCUGUGCCCCUGGACCCCAUCUCCUCGUCCAACUCCUCCUUCCAGAUCAUCCUGAAGUGGCGGCCACCCAACGACGCCAACGGCAACAUCACUCACUACCUGGUGUUCUGCCAACGCCAGGCUGAGGCCAGCGAGCUCUACAAGUUUGACUACUGCCAGAAAGGCAUGAAGCUGCCGUCGCGGGUGCCCACGCAGGUGGACAGUGAGGAGGAGCAGCGGUGGAACCAGACGGACGACCAGGGCCCUGGGACGCGCUGCUGCGCCUGCCCCAAGACGGAGAAGGAGCUGAAGAAGGAGAAGGAGGACUCGGAGUACCGCAAGACCUUCGAGGACUACCUCCACAACGAGGUGUUCGAGAUCAAACCCACCAGACAGCGGCGUUCCGUGGCGGCGAUGGGCGUGGCCAACAGGACCUUCCCCUUCCCGUUCGCCUUCUCGCCCACCGUGGCCACCGGCGGCCGGGCCGGGGGCGGGGCUAGCGGCGGUGAAGACGGGGCGGGCGGCGAGGACGGGGGCGGGCAAGAGGAGACGUUUGAGAGCACCAAGAUUGAGCUGAAGGUGCGCGGGCGCGAGUCCACGGUCAUCUCCAACCUGCGCCACUUCACCAGCUACCAGAUCGAGAUCCACGCCUGCAACCACCUCACGGACCCGGCGCGCUGCAGCAUGGCGGCCUACGUCAGCGCCCGCACCCUGCCCGAGGACAAGGCUGACGACAUCGCCGGCGUCAUCUCCUACGAGGUCAUCGAGUACACGGUGCACGUCAAGUGGCAGGAGCCCAGCACCCCUAACGGGAUGAUCAUCUUGUACGAGGUCAACUACAAGAGGAUGGGGGACACUGAGGAGCUGCAGCAGUGUGUGUCCAGGAACAUGUACAGGCUGUCCAACGGCACCAAGCUCAGAGUGGUGCAUCCUGGGAACUACUCGGCCAAGGUGCGCGCCACGUCGCUGGCCGGCAACGGCUCCUGGACCGCGCCCACGUUCUUCUACGUCCCGGACAGGGCGACGGACCCCACGAACAUGUUGAAGAUCCUGAUUGGCCCCGUCAUCUGUUUCAUCCUCCUGCUGUUCGUGGCGGGGGCCGGCUUCGUCGUGUUCAAGAAGAAACAAACCCAGGGGCCCAGCGGACCGAUCUACGCCUCCUCCAACCCAGAGUACCUCAGUGCCAACGACAUGUACGAGCCCGACGACUGGGAGGUGCCGCGGGAGAAGAUCAACAUCCUGCGCGAGCUGGGCCAGGGCUCGUUCGGCAUGGUGUACGAGGGCAUCGCCAAGGACGUGGUGAAGGGCGAGGGCGACAUGCGCGUGGCCGUCAAGACGGUCAACGAGUCUGCCAGCCUGCGCGAGCGCAUCGAGUUCCUCAACGAGGCGUCCGUCAUGAAGGCCUUCACCUGCCACCACGUGGUGCGUCUGCUGGGCGUGGUCUCCAAGGGUCAGCCCACCCUGGUGGUGAUGGAGCUGAUGACCCACGGUGACCUCAAGAGCUUCCUGCGCUGCCUGCGCCCCGACUCUGAGAACAACCCGGGCCGCCCGCCGCCCACGCUGAAGGAGAUGAUCCAGAUGGCGGCGGAGAUCGCCGACGGCAUGGCCUACCUCAACGCCAAGAAGUUCGUCCACCGGGACCUGGCCGCCAGGAACUGCAUGGUGGCUCACGACCUGACCUGCAAGAUAGGAGACUUCGGCAUGACCCGGGACAUCUACGAGACGGACUACUACCGGAAGGGGGGCAAGGGCCUGCUGCCGGUCCGGUGGAUGGCCCCGGAGUCCCUGAAGGACGGGGUCUUCACUGCAAACUCAGACUGCUGGUCGUUUGGCGUGGUGCUGUGGGAGGUGAGCACCCUGGCGGAGCAGCCUUACCAGGGCCUGUCCAACGAGCAGGUGCUCAAGUUCGUCAUGGACGGGGGCUUCCUGGACCGCCCCGACAACUGCGCCGACAGACUUCACAACCUGAUGCAGAUGUGCUGGCAGUACAACCCCAAGAUGCGGCCGGCCUUCCAGGAGAUCAUCGAGAUGCUGCGCGAGGACCUGCACCCCAGCUUCCAGGAGCUGUCCUUCUUCUACAGCCAGGACAACAAGCCGCCCGACAGCGAGGACUUUGACCUGGACAUGGAGAACAUGGAGAGCAUCCCCCUGGACCCCUCCUCCUACUCCCAGCGGGGGGGCGGCGGCUCGGAGCGGGACGAGGGCUCGUCGGUGGGGCUGCGGGGCAGCUACGAGGAGCACCACGUGCCCUACACACACAUGAACGGGGGCAAGACCAACGGACGAAUACUGCCGCGCUCCACGCCGUCCUAACACAGCCCGGAAAGACUCCUCGAGACACACGAGAGAGACACACGGACGCACACACACACACACACACACACACACACACACACACACACACACACACACGUAGAUGCUACAGAUAGAUUAUAUAUAUAUUUUUUGUGUUGUUCCGUUUCCUCGUCAUUUUAUAUAGAGCUCACUCGCAUCACUCUCAGCCCAGUACCUCCCCCUCCCUCAGUGCAUAUCUCAGGACCUUUAUUUUUAUUUUUUUCCUCGGAUGCCACGAACUCCACUCUCCUCCGACCUGAUCGCACACACACUACAGUAUGUCCGCUACAAGGACGCCAAAUGACACUUUCGUGUUUUGUAUUUGGAAAAAAAGAAAAUAACGGAUCUCUCUCUCUCUCUCUCUCUCUCUCUCUCUCUCUCUCUCUCUCUCUCUCUCUCUCUCUCUCUCUCUCUCUCUCUCUCUCUCUCUCUCUCUCUCUCUCUCUCUCUCUCUCUCUCUCUCUCUCUCUCUCUCUCUCUCUCUCUCUCUCUCUCUCUCUCUCUCUCUCUCUCUCUCUCUCUCUCUCUCUCUCUCUCUCUCUCUCUCUCUCUCUCUCUCUCUCUCUCUCUCUCUCUCUCGUUCGUUCAUGAUUGUAGUUUUAUAUAAAUAUAUAUAUGUAUAAAUAUAUUGCCAAUUUUUUUUGUGCUAGACAGGGGCGGAUGAUAGCUUCAACUGUGAAACUUUUUUUUAUGGUUUUUAUUUUUAUUUUUGACAGACAAGAAGGCUGCUAAACCCUACAGUCCCCCUUUUUCCCAUUCCCGUCGGUUCUCCCCUCGGCGGCUCAGUCGGGGAGGGGGUGAAUAAAGAAGUGCCCUUCGGUUGUGUCGGUGACCCCGCUGCAAAACAAAACACGGAUUCCGUUCCGGCCCCUGUACUCGAGUGGUCGCACAAACGACAAACUUAAACAGAAAUAACAAGAACUCGGUCAAACGGUUGGCGGUGAACAAACUGAUCCAGCAGAGAAACUGGUUGAAAAAAACUGACUUUCCUCACAAUCUGCAGUAUUCCACAAUGGCACACAGGAUAAACGUAUUCAUUUUGUGGGUUGUACUUUUUUAUUUAUUUACAUCGUUCUUUUUUUUUUUUGGACAUUCACAGCUGAAGGAUAUUUAAACUGUUCAAAAAAACAUUUUGACCAAUAGCUGCUUCUUUGGUAUAUUUUAAUGGGUCUAGAAAGAUAUAAAUAUAUAUAAAUAUAUUGAUGUUUUUUUUGUACAUAGAUGUUAUGUUGUUCUUGAGGUAUUUGCUGUUGUAGGAAACCUUUUACUUAUUAGUCUUAUUAUUUGUUUGUUUGUUUUUUCUAAUCCAGAAAAUCAUACUAAUUAUCAUUUGGACUCUUGAUCAACCAACAGCACUAUUUUUUUAUUUUUUAGUUUUUUCUUGUCUUUUUUUUGCUAUACAGUGCACAGGAGCAGCCAAGUUGACAUUUCGUGUUAUGGAUGUCGGCCCCUAAUAUCAAAUCAAAUACAAUUCUGCUGUAAAUAAAGCAGCCGGAUGCAUUCAUGAAAAAGGCUCCUGAACAACGUAUUUUCUUCUGACACGUCUCUAAUGGUUGACAGUGUGGAGUGGGCAAUGCCAUGCUCACACAUGUUGGAAAGCUUUGCUAAUCGCUUUCUAAAGAAUGUUUUUUUUGACUACUCAUUCAGCUGAACAGAGCGCUUGCAAGGGGUGUAAGCUCUUUAAACGAUGUAGAGUAAAUAUCAAUUAAAUCCCUGAUAAUAAA